UUCAUUGGUGACACUCUCAGACAAGUUUUUCUCAAAGUUUAAUGAAGAACUUACUAUGUUCAGACAGAAAAUGGGUUGGUCAGAGACGGUGAAGAAAAACAAGCUGUCUGCCACAGAUUCCGAGUUGCUGAAAGCGUUCAGGCAAGACUUAGCCAAAAUCAUCAGCGCUUUGCAAGCCGACGCUUUGGUAGAAAUGUUCCACCAGAAGUUCUCUGGUCAUGUUAUCACACUUGCCCAAACAACAGCAAAAGGUACCAUUGAACAAUAUGUUGAAAAAGGACUGAAGAGUGAGAGAACGAAGGAGAAACUGAAAGCUGCAGAAAACAACAGAUAUAUAGCCUACGCGCAACUGGACAAGAAAUCUGGAGAAGACGUGGGCGAACGGUCAAGGUCACAUGCUGUAAAAGUCCAGAAACAAAGGGCAGCUGGCACCCUUCUCGACAUAAGAGUCCUGUCAGAAACAACUGGCACCAAGAUGGUUAUCCUAACACCAGACAAGCAUGGCAGGCUCACCAAAUUUCAGGUGCUGAACCCAAGCACUAAACCCGCAAGUCAAACUGUCACACUCGUCUACCGACCAAAGAGUGCCGGACACCCAGAGGGCCAUUAUGACGUGCUCAUCAAUAACCAGACCGUGCCAGUCUCUGGCGCAGGCGAGGGCUGCCUGUAUCACGCUAUUGCACGUGGACGGAAACCAGAAGCCAAUGAAAAAGACAUCGGUUUAGAGGCCAGCCGUCUCAGAACCAUGGAGGCCAGCGCUCUUGUGGACAACUCUGCCCGGUGGGAGCCAUUUGUCAAGCGCAAAGAGUGGACAGAUGAAAUCCGCGGAGGGGACCUGUUCAUGGCUGCGGGACCUCAAACAAAAUCAACUGUGAUAAAAAUCCUUAAAGAACAGGCGACACAGACACCCAGAGGAGCAUUGAUAUGACAGCCUCAUCUUUUUCAGACACCUAGAGGAGCAUUGAUAUGACAGCCUCGUCUUUUUCAAAAACCCAGAGGAGCAUUGACAUGACAGCCUCGUCUUUUUCAAACACCCAGAGGAGCAUUGAUAUGACAGCCUCAUCUUUUU
Molecule: messenger RNA, 1069 nt
Organism: Alosa alosa (allis shad)
Lineage: Eukaryota; Metazoa; Chordata; Actinopteri; Clupeiformes; Clupeidae
Exons: 2
Coding region: 56-928 (290 amino acids)
Source: RefSeq, a predicted model, not a curated record